This is a messenger RNA of Bactrocera latifrons, 2145 nucleotides long. RefSeq names its product BRCA1-associated protein. Gene Ontology annotation, cellular component: cytoplasm. Gene Ontology annotation, biological process: Ras protein signal transduction; protein ubiquitination. The record is from RefSeq and is a predicted model, not a curated record. Lineage: Eukaryota; Metazoa; Arthropoda; Insecta; Diptera; Tephritidae. Gene Ontology annotation, molecular function: zinc ion binding; ubiquitin protein ligase activity. The transcript is spliced from 6 exons. The coding region runs from base 203 to 1903 and encodes 566 amino acids.
AAAAAAAACCUUUAAAAAAAUUUUACGAAAGAGCGUUGAAUCACAAAUAAAAAUUUUGGAAGAAAAAAACAAAGACAAUUGUGCGAUAAAGUGCAGAAUAUAAAAUCGCUGCUGAUUCCGAAGUAACUUCGGCAAAUUUUAGCUUUGUAUUAUUGGUUAAACAUAAAGGGUAGAACGGGAAAUUGUCUAACAUCAACAACAAAUGCCAAAUCAGGUUUCAUUGUGCAUCGUAAAAAUCGAAAUUGACCCACAGCUGAGUGAGGACUUUGAACCCGGAGCCACGUCUGCUGAACAUCCCACUAAUCCGCGCAUGCUAAAAGAACGUGAGCGUGAUCGUGGUCUGCGACAAGCCAACCAGAUUGUAAUUGAAACCUACACAAAUCGUUUGUUGGCAGACGCCGACGAGCUACAGCUUUCAGCAGCUGAAGCACAUCAGCCAACACUUGAGGGUGAAGCUACUGUACCGAUUGAUAUGAGUGGCGAACGUAAAAGGGAUUUGCGCUCAACAGCUAGUGGUUCACGUGAAGCUACACCGCUCGAAGAAGGACAAUGUGCACCUGAAUUUCCCAAAGAAAUUGGGUUCUUCUCCGGAAAUCCGGAAGUUACCAAUGGCAUUGUGCAUUUAUACAAGAAAAAUGAGCGUAAGGAAUUAAAAGAGGGACCAUCCGAUAAGUUAUGCUUGUUGGCGGUGCCCGCCAGUGUAAGCUGUCAUGACUUAAUGGGCUUUGUAGCGCCCUGCCAGUCGGCGAUUCGACACAUACGCAUUGUACGCGACGGAAGUCCCAACCAAUUUAUGGUGAUACUAGAAUUUCGCUCGAAUGCAGCAGCCUUAGAGUUUUACCAGUCGUACAAUGGCGCCGCCUAUAAUUUGUUGGAGCCCGACUCUCUGUGUCAUGCCGUAUGGGUGUCGGAAAUAGAACGCGGUGGAGAUGGUGUGCCACCAGCUGGUCAUACCGAACUACCCAAUUGUCCAGUUUGCUUGGAGCGUAUGGACGAAAGCGUUGAUGGCGUAUUAACUAUACUAUGUAAUCAUGCCUUUCAUGCUAACUGCCUUAUAAAAUGGGGUGAUUCCACAUGUCCUGUUUGUCGUCAUGUGCAGACUCCCGAGUUGCUUGAGAACUCUGUUUGUAUGGAGUGCGAGGGUACAGAUUCCCUCUGGAUUUGUCUGAUUUGCGGUCACGUUGGUUGUGGUCGCUACCAAGGUGGUCACGCUGCGGCACAUUAUCGUGCCACGAAUCACACUUUCGCCAUGCAGUUGGGUACGUCUAGCGUCUGGGACUAUGCUGGAGACAAUUUCGUACAUCGUCUCUUCCAAAACAAGACCGAUGGCAAAUUGGUGGCUACUGCUAACGACGAGGGCGAAGAGAAAAUCGAUUCAAUGCAACUAGAAUUCACAUAUUUACUCACCUCGCAGUUGGAUACGCAGCGCAAAUAUUAUGAAGAUCGCUUAGAUCGCCUGGAAAAGGAAUGGCGGGACUUCAAAGCCGGUGCUGACAACGACAGCAGCAAAGUGAGCGCUUUGGAGCAAAAAGUGCAAACACUAACCAAGGAAAAGCAGAUAUUGGAGCGCAAGCUGACACAAAAUGCUACAAAAUUGAAGGACAUGCAAAAGCAGCUCGCUGAGGAGCGUGAAUUCUCCAAAACGUUGCAAAGCAAUCAUAGUUCUUGGCAGACCAAAUAUGCAACACUUGAAAAACAAUACAAAGAAUACAAGGAGGCACGCGAAGCUGAGCUGAAUGAUGUCAAGGAGCAACUGCGCGACAUUAUGUUCUAUAUGCAGGCCCAGAGCAAAAUUGCCGAUUCCGAGCUUAAGGAUGAGAUUGUUGGUGGCACGGUAGUGGUGCCUGAAGCAGAAGCAAGCACCUCCGCAGGAAAAGCGGCCAGACGAAAGAAGAAGUAUUAAUUUUUAUAAUGGCCACAGCCUUUCCUUGGCUCAACUUCUGCUUAUUGUAGACUAUAAAGAAAUUUCAUUAUAACUUAAAAGCAUACAGACGUAAAGUGGCUGCUAUUUUUCUUAUGUAAGCAUUUAAAAAUAUAAUAUUGUAAUAUGAAUGCUAAUCAAAUUAAAUAGCUUUAUAUAAACAUACAUACAUACAUACUUAUAGACAAAAAUGAGAAAUAAACCUUUACAUAUCGCUUCACAAA